This is a messenger RNA of Clarias gariepinus (North African catfish), 4163 nucleotides long. It is a transcript of the gene mb21d2, whose product is annotated as Mab-21 domain containing 2. Bases 75 to 1697 code for a protein of 540 amino acids. Lineage: Eukaryota; Metazoa; Chordata; Actinopteri; Siluriformes; Clariidae. The record is from RefSeq and is a predicted model, not a curated record. The transcript has 2 exons.
AAAAAACUGAAACAAAGUAACCGUUGCUGUGAUCAGACGUUAUUCCCGUGACGUCAGUCUCCGUGCUGUUGCGCAUGCGCAGUGUGCCGGGGCUCUCCCUCUCUCUCUCUCUCUCUCUCUCUCGGGCAGGGCGCGGAUCGGUGCACCGGAGCGGCGGCUCUGCUGUUUCUAUGGUGAAGAUGGCGGCGCCUGGGCUGAGCGGCCGGAGCGGAACAGCGAGCAGCAGCAGCAGCCCGACCGCGGCGGCCAACACCAGCAUCAGCCAGCGGCUCGUGUGCGCGCCGGAGCUCGACUUCAGGUCCGGGAGCAGGAUGGACGAGCUGAACCGACUGAUCCUGGAAUUCAGCAGACACGACCAGCGCGAGUACGACGACCAGCGCGCGCUCGAGAUCCACACGGCCAAGGACUUCAUCUUCUCCAUGCUCGGCAUGGUGCAGAAGCUUGACCAGAAGUUGCCCGUUGCUAACGAGUACCUGCUUUUGUCGGGUGGAGUCCGCGACGGCGUUGUGGACAUGGAUCUGGAUGAACUAGGGGCGUAUAACCGUGGCUCAGAUUAUGACAUGGCCUUCACGUUGCUCGUCCCUGCGCUGAAGCUGCAUGACCGCAACCAGCCCGUCACGCUGGACAUGCGGCACUCUGCACUGGGUCACUCCUGGCUCAGCCUGCGGUUAUUUGACGAAGGCACCAUUACGCGCUGGAGGGACUGCUGCAUGAUGGCGGACCACAUAAACGGCACCACUAACUACUUCUUCUCACCCACGCUGGUGGCUGACUGGUUUCAGGAAGCGGUGGCGCUGGUGCUGGCCGAGGUGCAGCGCAAGCCGCAGCGGGGGAUGCCGAGGGUGGAACGGGUGGAGCGUCACAGCACGCUUCUCUCGAUGAUCCUUGGGGUGGGCAGCAGCCGUAUGCUUUAUGACAUUGUACCAGUAGUGUCAUUCAAAGGCUGGCCUGCGGUUGCUCAAAGCUGGUUGAUGGAAAAUCACUUCUGGGACGGAAAGAUCACUGAGGAGGAGGUCAUAAGUGGUUUCUACUUGCUUCCAGCUUGCUCGGUUUCAGGUCGUAGGGAAAAUGAAUGGCGGUUAUCCUUCGCCCGAAGUGAGGUUCAGCUAAAAAAGUGUAUCUCACCAGGCUUAAUGCAAGCAUACCAAGCGUGUAAAGCUAUUAUUGUGAAGAUGCUCGCUCAGCCCAUGGCCGUUGGCCCCUACCACUUGCGCAGCAUAAUGCUAUGGGCCUGUGACCGCCUUCCAGCAAACUACUUGGCGCAAGAAGACUUUGCUGCCCACUUUUUGCUGGGUCUCAUCGACGACUUGCAGCACUGCCUCGUCAACAAAAGCUGCCCCAAUUAUUUCAUUCCGCAGUGCAACAUGCUGGAGCACCUGUGCGACGAGACAGCGAUGUUUCACGCCCGCAAACUUGCCCUGGUGCGCUCCGACCCAGCUGAACACCUUCGUGCAACUAUCGAGCAAGCCAAGAGUGCCAACCGCUUGACGCAAGAAAUGCAGAGGCGUGGGAGUUCCUCCGGCCUGCCUUCUCCGCAGAACGACACCACUUCUUCUGAGCACCAACAACCCGAUGACCGGCUAGCCAAAAAGCUCCAGCAGCUGGUUACAGAGAACCCAGGCAAGUCCAUCUCGGUGUUCAUUAACCCAGAUGAUGUCUCAAGACCACACUUCCGCAUCGAUGAUAAGUUCUUUUAAGAACCAGGGAACUCUUUUGUGCUACCAGUGGAUUCGCACAGAGAUCUUCUGUCCGGUGUGGUAGUGGAGAAUGUUCUUUGGGAGGAAUGUGGACUGAAACUGGGGUCUAAGCAGCAUCCUAACGCCUUCUCUUAGUAAUUUUUUUCUGAGGUGUACUCGGACAUGCAAAAGUGCUGUGCACAGCCUACUGCAUUGUAUAUGAAACUUUUUGUUUUGUUUUUGCCAUAUUCAGGCAAGAAAUUGCUGCAGCAUCUAGGGACUAACGAAUACUGAAUAACAAAACUAUUUCCUGGCUAGUCUUUCAUAUGCUUUCUAUCAUGUUCAAUCUUUGUGUUUCUUUAAUGGAUGAUUGAACAAUAUCCAAAAAAAUAAUAAUCUUUUUUCGAAAUGAUAGUACGUCCAAAAAGGCCAAAAAUGUUUUUUUUAUAUCUGGCUAAUGGAGAACACUCAGAAUACAUCUUUAAGUGCAAUUAAUGAAAAGUACAAUUACAGCAAAAGGCUUUUGUACAAGCUGCAUCUGUUUUUCUUUUUCGGGUCAAAAGAAUGCAACUUUAAUAUUUGUCUGCUGUUCAAGAUCUCCAAGCAUUGCUGCUAUCAAAAAUGUCAGAAAUUUCAUUAAAACAAAAUCAUUUCACUUUUUGAAAUUGCCACCAGUGAUUUUUGUAAUCAAUUAAAACAUGCAUCAUUCAUAAGGAAAAGCAUCAUUUAUCCAAAAGAGUGCGAUUUGAAGAGGACAUCUGAACUACGACAGAGCUCCAAGAGAAUUCUAGUUCGCCAGUAUUGUAUCACAAACCACUGUAUAUGAAUGUGUUUUUUUUUAGAUGUUGUAAACUAAAAAUAUCUUUUAAUUUUGCACAAAAUUGACUAGAACCUGCACUUUCUGGCAACCUGCAGCAGCUCGUGAUGAUGGGUGUUGGAGGGGUAAAGCAUCAUUAAAAAUAUAGACUUGAACAAAAUGCUGUCACAUUUGAUUUGCUAUAGGCUAUCUAGUAAAUUGUAAGAGUAUCCCUCUAAUUUGCAAUUGAGUUAAUAAGGCAUAGUCAUCCAGCAUACUGCCUAGUAGCCCACUUUUAGUGUCUUUCAGCAAACUUUCAAACCCAACAUAAAAAAACACCACAAAAUUCCUGAAAGCAACGCUGAAGCAUUGACGGUUCUCAGCCUUUGCAUGAUUAAACAAGAUCACCAGCGUGACUGCAAACGCGUUUUUGAUGUAUGAUCAUUAUUCUCACCAACAUUCCCUUCUCGGUUUACAAUCUGGCUGUUUUUAAGCUAACUUUGGCAACCCUGUAUUUAACUGUCUUGUCUAUUUUUGCACAAACCAGGCAACCCUGCCUUUAGCUUUUCUAUUUUUACCCAAUUCUGGUAACCCUGCGCUUAAUUAUCCUGGCUAAUUAUCCUGGCUGUUUUUUUUUCCCGCCUGAAAACCCAAUCUUUAUCUCUCCUGGCUGUUUUGAGCAAUCCUGGCAACCUUCUUUAACUGCUCUGUCAAUAUUUGCUCAAUUCUGGCAAACCUGUCUUUAACUGACCAGCUUAUUUUGCAAAAAAAAAAUUGGCAACCAGCCUUCUUCUUCUUCGUGUUCCUGGUGGUUGGCGUCCACCAUGUUGCAUUACCGCCACCUGCUGGUCUUGGUGUCCCUCAUCUUCCUUUCAGUUUAACCCUAUUUACUAGUCCCGUCACCCCACAACUCUUUUUCUGUUCAAGUAGUUUUAACAUAAAUCUGGCAAUGCAGUUUUUAACUUUCCAGUUAAUUUUUGCGCAAAUGUGGAAACUCUGUCUUUUAAAAAGCGUUUUUUUUUUUUUCUGCAAACCUGGCAACGUUGUCUUUACCUGACAUGUCUAUCUUUGCUCUAACCUGGCAACCCAUCUUUAACAGGUCCCGUCAAUGCUUGUAUAAAUCUGACAAUGCUGUCUUUAACUGGCCUGACUGCUGCAUGGGGCAGCGUGAGUCUUUCCUCAAUGGGCCACUAUUAGCAUUUGUUGUAGUCCCCACUAAGACCACUAGGUGAGACAAUAACUAAUCGGAGCCAAAUGGCGUCAGCUUGCGUCUUUUAGUGGCAGUCUCUUUUAAAAUGUUGCUCACUCAAAAGACCUGAUUCAAUUAAUUUUAAAAGUAUUAAGUAUAAAACGUAAACUUUACAUUUGAGAUUAAUAUUUGUUGUCUUUGCCCUGACCUUCUCCUACGGAUGAGCCGCUACUGCUUGCAACAUUUGAAUGACAGCUAAUGAUGGAAACUAGUCCAGCCCUAUAUCCAAGAAGCCCUUACACUAUAGUAACACAACUAACAAUAGGUUUUGCAAUGUAGCUUUUUUUAACCACCUUUUAAUAUAUUUCCUGUUAAUAUUCACCUGUGAAAGAAAAAGAGCAUUACAGCAUUAGAAUUAGCAUUGAUGCAUUAUUAUGGGACCAAGCAUCUUAACACUUUUAUCCUCAACUCUGUUUUUUAUUUUUGCGUCAUUUGGAAUAAU